Messenger RNA from Zonotrichia leucophrys gambelii, 1272 nucleotides. RefSeq names its product integrin subunit alpha 7 (gene ITGA7). The coding region runs from base 68 to 1246 and encodes 392 amino acids. The transcript is spliced from 5 exons. Gene Ontology annotation, biological process: cell adhesion mediated by integrin; leukocyte migration; cell-matrix adhesion. The record is from RefSeq and is a predicted model, not a curated record. Gene Ontology annotation, cellular component: external side of plasma membrane; integrin complex. Gene Ontology annotation, molecular function: integrin binding. Lineage: Eukaryota; Metazoa; Chordata; Aves; Passeriformes; Passerellidae.
CCGGUGCCCACCGGGGCCGUUACCGGGGCUGUGCCGGUGCCCACCGGGGCUUUUACCGGGGCCGUUAAUGGGGCUACCGGGGCUCUGCCGGUGGCUAACGGCGAUGUUCCUGCGGCUCCCGGGUCUACCGGGGCUGUCCCGGUGCCUACCGCGGCUGCUACCGGGACUCUACCGGUCGUUACCGGGGCUGUACCGGUGGCUACUGUCGGUGUCCUUGGGGCUACCGGGACUGUGCCAGUGCCUACCAGAGUUACCGGAGCUCUGCCGGUGGCUACCGGAGCCGUUCCUGUGGCUAUCGGGGCUCUGCUCGGGGCUACCGGGACUCUACCGGUGGUUACCGGGACUCUACAAGUGGCUACUGUCGGUGUCCCUGUGGCUACCGGGACUUUGCCCGGGGCUACCGGCACUGUCCCCGGGGCUACCGGGACUGUGCCCGGUGUUACCGGCGCUGUUUCUGACAUUACCGGCGGCCGCCGCGUUCAACCUGGACGGGGCCAGCCCGGUGCUCAAGGACGGGGACCGGGGCAGCCUCUUCGGAGCGGCCGUGGCGCUGCACCGGCAGCUGAGCCCCGAGCCCCGGGCGUGGCUGCUCGUGGGAGCCCCCCGGGCGCGGGCGCUGCCCGGCCAGGCCGCCAACAUCAGCGGGGCUCUGUUCGCCUGCCCGCUGAGCGCCGAGCCCUCCGACUGCUGGAGGGUCCCCAUCGAUGGCGGAGAGGAUCCGCAGCGAGAGAGCAAAGAGAACCAAUGGCUGGGGGUCAGCGUGCAGAGCCAAGGGCCCGGCGGCAAGGUCGUGACCUGCGCGCACCGCUACGAGGUGCGGCACCGCGUGCGGCAGCCGCUGGAGACGCGGGACGUGAUCGGGCGCUGCUUCGUGCUGAGCCAGGACCUGCGGGAGCGCGACGAGCUGGACGGCGGCGAGUGGAAAUUCUGCGAGGGGCGAGCGCCGGGCCACGAACGGUUCGGGUUCUGCCAGCAGGGCCUGGCGGCCGCCUUCAGCCCCGACCGGCGCUACGUGCUGCUGGGGGCUCCGGGGACGUACAACUGGAAGGGGCUGCUCUUUGUGACAAACAUUGAGAGCGCCGCCCCCGACCUGAGGGUGUUCCGGACCCCCGAGCCCGGAGAGAGGGUGCCCGGCGCGGCCGCGGACGUGGGGCACAAUUCCUACCUGGGUUCGUGCGUGCCACGCCGUGCCAGGCGUGUGCCGGGCGUGUGCCAGGCGUGUGUCACCCGUGUGCCCCCUGUGUGACCCUCCCGUGCCGUGUGUGACACUCC